Molecule: messenger RNA, 6708 nt
Organism: Drosophila ananassae
Lineage: Eukaryota; Metazoa; Arthropoda; Insecta; Diptera; Drosophilidae
Gene: Su(z)2
Product: protein suppressor 2 of zeste
Exons: 5
Coding region: 236-4351 (1371 amino acids)
Biological process (GO): negative regulation of transcription by RNA polymerase II
Cellular component (GO): PRC1 complex
Molecular function (GO): metal ion binding; promoter-specific chromatin binding
Source: RefSeq, a predicted model, not a curated record
GUAGCGAUGGGAUUGUGAUUCCGAUUGCGAGUGCACCGCUUUCAAAAUCGAGUGGAUUUUCGGCGGAUGCGGACACGGACGCGGGAAAAUUUGUCCAGCAGAGAACGUCCAUGCUGCCAUAUAUUCGUCGUUGUCGUGUUUUCGGCUAGUGUGUUUUUUUUUCAUUCUGUAAUACGACACCACAAGAAGAGAGGCUACUAAACGUAAGAAACCCAAAAGCAAGUUAAGAGACAUCAUGAUGGAGGCGGGUUCUAGGAUGCGGGAUGUGAGACAGUUCCACGAUCUGAUCACCUGUGGCCUCUGCCGUGGCUACAUGGUCGAUCCCACCACUGUGGAUGACUGCUACCAUACAUAUUGCCGCAGUUGCAUACUGAAGCAUCUGCUGCGAAUGCCCUAUUGUCCCGAUUGCAAGAUGAGCCGGGGAGCCAAGGAGAUCAGCGAGAUCACCGAGUCCAAUCUGAGAUCGGAUGAUGUGCUGCGGACCCUCAUCUACAAAAUGGUGCCGGGUCUGUAUCAGCGCGAGUGCCAGGCUCUGGCCGAUUUCGAGGAGCAGCACAAGGACCUGGUGGAUGAGAAGUCGCCGCUCCACCAAGAGUUCUUCACAGCCACGGAGCUGGUGAGUUUGUCGCUGGAGUACCAUCCCGCCAUGUUGCAACAGUGUGGGGCGGGCGAGGUGCCACCCACCAUCUAUUUGCAAUGUGCCGCGGGCCUGAGGGUGGAGCUGUUGAAACGAUUCCUCUGCUCCAAGUACAACAUUGAGGCGGACAACAAGCUGGUGGAGGUGGAGGUCACCUACGAGGAUGAGGUCCUGCCCUCACAUUUCACGCUCAUGGAUGUGGGAUAUUGUUACAAGUGGAGUCGGCAAUCGCCGAUGGCCUUUUGCUACCGGAUUCUGCUCUACGAGAGCGAACGGGCAAAAAACGAUGAGAACAAUCUAUCCAGGAUUAAUCAGGACAUUGAACCAGGCCAGACAGUGUCGCGUCGCCCCAAAGCGGCCAAGUCGGUGUCCUUUGCCGAGGACCUUGAAUCCGAUAUGGACACCAUUUCGUCACCGCGUUCCAAGCCGCGCAGUAACAAGUCCUCGCCGAAGGUGUCGCCCCAGUCCAAGGCCGCCAAGCGUUUGGCCAAAAAGGAAGCGGAACCGGAACCCGUCAGCACUUUCAAGAGCCUUCGCAGCAAUGAUAUGCGUUAUAGCGACUAUGCCGUGCCCCGGGUGAAGUGUGAGCCGGAGCAGGAGCUGGCGGAGAGUCAGCGGGAGCGGGAACAGCCACUGGAGGUCAAUACCAAUAUUGUGGUCAGCAUCCCGCCUUCGCAACUCAUCAAGUCCUACGGGGAUGUCGAAGACUUUGAGCUCAAGACGGCGAAUCGCAAGGUUUCCGGGAAUCUGCCGAAGCUCAAGAUCGAGCUAAACAGCAUGAGGAGCAAGCUGAGUAUGCCGCUGUCGGCUCAUGGUCGACUGGAGGACACCAGCUCAUCUGCAUCUGCGCAGCAGUUGGACCUGGAGACGUACGCCAAGAAUAUUGGCCUCAAACCGAUCGAACAGCCCUCGGUUGUGGCCGUUGCCGACAGCAAGUACAGUCCCAAUGCCUCGCCCAUGUCCUCGUGCUCUAGUUCCACCAACGGAUCCACCUCCAGCCUGGGCACUGCCGAUGCCAGUACCUCGACCAGUACCAGUUCGCACCGGAAACGGAAGAAGAAACACUCCAAGGAGCCGAAGGAUGCGAAUGGAAAGCGGAAGAAGCUACAUGCCGAGAUAUCCUCGCAAACGGAUGGCAAAAUGAAGGUGAAGAUCACAUCGACGCCGAAGCACAAGCUGGACUUGAAGCGCUCCCAUUCGAUAGCUGGCGGAGAGCUGGCUCUCCAGCAGCUGAAACUGGACGAGAGGAGCAUCCAGUCAUCCACGUCGGAUGUCCUCAACCGGACCUUGGGCGAGGAGGCGCGCAGCAUUAGCAGUCUGGUGGUGGGUGGAGCUCCCACUCCGCCGCCCACGCCCACAACGGAGGCGUUGGUGCAACAGCCACCCCAGGUGGCAGUGGCCAAGACCAAGGAGAUGCCCAGCUUGCCGACUUCGCCGCCACUACCCCCCAGUUUGUUUAAGGCCUAUACCCCCAGUGCGACUCCCACGAUUCCGGCGAAAACCAAGGUGGCGCCACAGCAUCAGCAGCAGCAGCAGCUGCAUCAGUUGCAACAACAGCACCAGGCACACGCCGCUCUGGUGAAGACCAAUCCCGCCGUCAAGCCCCCGCUGACCAACAACAACAAUCGGAAGCUGUCCGGCGGACACUUUGCGGUGCCACAAGCGCCCGGUAACCGGAAUCUAUACCACAUGCAACGGUACCAAUCCACACCCAGUUCGAUAGCCAGUGCGGCCAACAAGCAGCCGAAGCGAUCACUCUCCCUGGACGAGUCGCAUCCCGCCAAGCAGGCCCGCUUCCAGGAGGCCCAGGCCAUGGCCAACUACACGGCCAGGAAGUAUCCGCUGAGCAGCCAGACGACGGUCUAUCUGCCCAAUCCCCAGCCCCGACUCUACGGUCCGGACAUGAGCAACAAGACCCCGAUGCCACUACUGUGUCCCACCAGCAUGUCCCUGCCCGGCUCGAGUUUGGGCAGCGGUUCGGUCACCAUUACGGCCCGGCCGAGAGCCAAUCAACAGGGUUAUUCCUAUCCCGAGACCAGCAAUCAAAUUCCGGCUCUGGAAAUUGUGAGAUUGGGACCGGGCGGCAAGCAGGCAGGACCAAAGACCAUGCCACCGCUUAGCCCGCCGGCGGCAUCCACCUCGAUGGCGUCGAUUGGGGCUUCGGGUAGUCGGUUGAUGGGACCACCGGCAGCUCUGCCCAGUAAGAACUCGGUGAAGAUGCCAAUGCCGUUGCCAAUGCCAAUGACCACAAUACCAACGAUUGUCAAGUCGCCGCCACUGUCAGUGGCAUUGAGUGGCCAAAGGAGCAACAGCAGCAGCAGCAGCAGCAACAAGGGUAACAACAGCAACAAUGCUGCUUAUCGGACAUCGCCGCCUGCAUUAAUAAAUCUGCGGAAUACUGCACCACACUCUGCAACAUUUCCAUCAAAGUCGCAACAUCAGCAGCAACAGCAGCAACAGCAACAACAAAGUGGAAAGACAGAGAGCAAUUCAAAGAAAUCCCCGCCAGCCGCCAAUGGUACUAGUGCCUCAUUGGAGAAGUCGAAAACGAGUUUGCGAGAGUUUAGGCCGGCAGUAACAGCAGGAGCUAAGGAUGCCGACAUACUUGAUUUAUCAGCAAAUCCAGGAAGGAACAGCCAAAGUAACCAUGCCACCAAAUUGGCCAUAACAACAUCAGCAACAACAGCAGCAACAUCUGCAACAUCUAUUACUAGCAACAGCAGCAGCAGCAAUAGUUUAGAGGCAGCCUUGAAUAAAAUCAAACAGAAUAUAUCCGCCAACAGUAAUGGAGGAAAUGCUGCUGUUGUUGUUGCAUCUUCGACUUCCACUAAUGCCAAUGGUAGUAGCAACACCAGUAACACCAACAACAAUAGCAGCAGCAACAAGAGCAACAGCAACACCACCACCACCAAUGGCAGCAACAACGGCGAUGAUCUACAAAAUCUGCAUAUGCUCUCGGAAUCAGCAACCGCUCGGGAAAAGAUCUCGAUAAAGGUGGCCAGCUUCGAGAAUAAGCCAAAAAAUGCCAAUUCCAAUGCAUUGGUGAGACCACAGAAUGCAUCAGUUAGGAGUAUACCGAAUCCCUCGGCUCUGGCCUUUCGCAAUCAGCCAGCAGCAGCAGCAACAUCAGCCACGACAACAGCAACAUCAACAGCAGCAGCAACAGCAACGACGACAACAACGACCAAUAUUAGCAAGCCGUUGACUGUGCGGGCCGAGGAGAGAUCUACCAAAGGAUUACUGAGUCCUAAUAGUACCACCACCACCACCAACAACAACAACAACAACAAUAAUAGCAACAACAACAACAACAACAACAACACUAGCAGUAGUAGCAACAAUUCUGCUGCAACAUCGCCGCGUGCAAUGACCAAGAAACCAACGACCAUUGAUCAAGUUGCUGCCAAUUUGAAUAUUCGGGCCGAGGCCAAGGCGGCUGCCCUCGCCGAGGAGGCGCCACCCGUUCUCAGUAGCCGUACUUCCAAAUCCCCGGAACUGGCCAAGACCACACCGGCGACUAGUUCCAGGCCGGAAUCCAAGGAGACAUCCGGCGGUGGAGCCAUCACUGUUUCGGCCGCCAGCACACUGCUGUCCAUGCCGGUGGCGACGGCGACGGCGGCAGUGUCCUCCAGUUCUGUUCCGGAACCGCUUUCCAAGCCUCCCGUGCAGAUCGCCGCCACCGAUACACUGGCUCCCGUGGCGAGUUCCGCUUAGUCACCAGCGUUUCUUUGGCUGUGCGGAACGCAAAUGUAUCUUGUGGCGCCGCUGGAGAAUCUACAAGAUACAACAACGGCAGAAGCAACAAGCAACAACCUGCUGUCGCAGUCGCAGUCACAGUCGCAGUUUUUCAACCUCGCUCCCGAAGAAAAGUGCAAUUUAAGUAACCAAGUAAACAGUAAACAGUUGUAAGCCUUAGAACUAACCCGAAAUAGCCUCAACGCAAAGCAAUAUCUACUCGCAGAUACUUACAUAUACAAUGUAUCUGCUAGAUACGUUUAUACAAUUCUAGGGUAAACCACAUCAUUUGCAUAUGUAUGGGUGGGUGGUAUGGGUGGUAUGGGGGGGUGAGCAAAUAUUUGCAAUCGAAUUAGUACGCCUCCACAUACUAACAAAAAACAUAAAUAAUCUAACCUAAAGGCAGGAAUGUUUGCUUUUUUAUUUUUAUAUUUUUUUUCUCAAUAUUCAUAAAUUUAAAAAAAAUAAUCCAAUGAUAUAAAAAAUAAAGAAAGAGGGGGGAGGAGAAUAAUAAUCAAAUGCGCUCGCCGCUCACUUGUUUUUGUUGCGUUUUUGUGUCGUCGCUUGGCAGACAAGCAAAAAGCAAAACAACAACAAAUUAAUUAUAAAAUAUCAGCAACAAAUAUGUGUAAGCCAGAGAUAAGGUCACACACAGAUACAAACAUUAGCACGCACAUUUGCGAAAUGCCUUUUUGAUAGAUAGAUCUUUGUUUUGUUUUUGUUUUUUGUUUGUUUUUUUUUUUUGGGAAUUUUUUGGGGAAAGUCCCAGUCGAAGAAGUUGCGAUAGUAGCAUUUCUUAAAUAAAUAAAAAAUGAAUAAAAUGGUUAAAAGAGAAGGUUAGCAGAGAAACAAAAAUUGAUAGACCGGAAUCGCAUCAGGAAUAUUUGAUUACAGUGAGUGCCGAAAGUGUUGGCACUUGUACACUCCCCCCUCCUUACAACCUCCCUCCCCCAACCAAUCCCAGGAAAAUCAGCCACGAAGUGUGAAAAUUCGGGCUGGUGGAUGGAAACCAGACACACACACACAGACUCACCCAUAUCUAUAAGGAAAAAAGAUACAACCGAUACCCGAUACACACUCACGUUCUCCAUCGGGGCGAUAAAAUUUUAACGAUUUUGCGCCGUUUUGAGCGAGCGUGUCAAGCAUAAAGAUACAAAACAAUACUUGGGCAUAUAUAGCAUAUAAACAAAAUAAAAUAAAACAAAAGCAAACAAAAAAAAAAAGCGGAAUAAUGAAAAUAACAAACUAACACAGAGGCCGGCACAGACAGCCCAGGCCCAGGCACACACUAGCUUAUAUAUUAUACAUUUAUAAAUAUAUAUCUUGUAGAUACUUUUUCGUAUUAGUUGUUUAAGCGCGUUACGUUUAAUUGCAGCACGAACUUUGUACAUAAAUUUAAAAUCGAAGCCAAGCGAAAUCAAAUAAUACAAAAUGAAAUGAAUAAAAUUAAACAAAAAGGGAAUGGAAAAAAGAGAGAAAAAAAAUCAAAUGAAAAUAAAUUUUAAUUUUUAGAGCUUCGACCAAAACAAAUACCUAUAUAUUAUACACCCAAUAUACAGACUAUAUACUCUUAUAUUUGCGAUAUUCGUACACUCGAAAAAAGGCUUUAGGUUCUUAUACUUUUCAUCCUCUUCUUUAGACCUAGUUGAUAUUUCUGUUUAUUAUAAUUUUUUUUUUUUUAUUCGUUAUUUAUAUUCGCCUGUACAUAUUUUUAAUGAAAAACCAAGUUUACGAGGGAGGAAAGAUAAUGCUAAAAUAGAUGAGUUUCUUAGAGGAAAAUAGUUGCAGGACGUCAGGAAUGGUGAGUGACAGAGAGGGCUGAAGAGGAAAAGGUAAACCAACCCUAUACCAUCAACCCUUAGUCCUUGAAGCAUCCCCUGUGAUCAUAGCCAGGAAUUAACAUAAUUUCCAGGCAAUCAAACAAAUUGAAAGAACUCGGGAUCGUUCAUCCCGAACAUUCAGUCCUGACAGCUUUUCUCAAAAAAACAAAUUCUUAACUCGACUCCUGAUUGUUGUAUAUUUCUUUAAAUAUUCCUACUAUUGAGAAUCUAUAUAUCUAGUUGUGUAUGUGAAAUUUAUUUAAGCUGAUAUUGUACUGUUCGGAAACCUUAACUAAAUAAAUACUUAUGGAAUAUAUAAUAUAUAUAAAUAUUAAAUCGUAUAUGUUUAGAAAUCUGAUUGUAUGCACUUCCUGUAUAUGUAAUAUUGUUAGAAGACCCUCGAAAUGUAAUACACAGAUACACCUCCUAACCCACACACACACACAAAUAUUAAGUUAAAUUAGCUGAUUUUCGAAAACAAUAAAAUCAUGAAAAUGGAAUACCCUGUAUAACAAA